AAGAAAAACAUCUAUUUUUGCAGUCUGUGCAGUUAGUUGUCAUUCAAUAUUUAAUUUCGCUUCGUACUUUUGUAGUACGCCUUUAAGCGUUUUUUUGUAUAAAUUAACUAAUAGUUUAUAGUUUUUUUUAAUUAUAAUAUCAAAAUGGAUGUCUUUCUUAUGAUUAGGCGAAAAAAACUUACCAUCUUUACGGAUGCCAAAGAUACAACAACUGUUUUGGAAUUGAAGAAAAUGAUAGAGGGCAUCUUGAAAGUAGCUCCUCCGAGUCAAAUGCUUUUUAACAAGGAUAGUCAGCUCAUGGACGAUGACAAAACUCUGGCAGAGUACGGUCUUACUUCAGCCACUGCCAAAGCUCAAUGCCCGGCACCAAUUGGACUUGCUUUAAGGAAAGAGAAUGGUGAAUUUGAGGCUCUAGAACUGACUCCGUACUCGUCUCCCCCGGACCUGCCUGAUGUUAUGAAAUCCCAGGAGACAAAUGGACAGGAACAGAUGGAUCAACACUAAACAACUCGGCAGCCAACAUGGUAACAUCAGCUCAGUGUCGGAAUGAUUUUCAUACAUUUGUUUUGAACGCGCCGCUAACGGACGGCGACUUUACUACUUUUGCAUAUGAACAUGUUUCUUUAAAAAAAAAACGAUUAAUUCUAAUUAACAGCUAGGUUAUAAACAAAUUGUAUGGAGGGUGUCUAAGUUGUGGACCUAUCGAGUUACACGGUCUGUUUAAUUUAACUUCUUUCUUUAAUCCCUCCGUCCGCAUUAUAUUAAUUUUUAUGACGCUUCACACUAAUGGUUUUUUUGUAGUUUGGUCUACAUGGAAUGCAGGUAUAUUUAAUUCUAGUGUCUUUCAGACUUAACCGGGCAGGCAACUGGCUGCUAGUGGCAGAGUACAGUGAAAUAUAAUGUUAAAGAUGGCAACACUGUCAGUAGUGAGAGCUAGUGUCGUGAUACUUGUAUUUAUUACAACAGAUUGUUGUGAUUCGUCUCUGUAAUAGGUUAUGUCACUUAUUUGAUUAUUUUUUAGCGGGUAACGACAGUUUUUAAUUAAUUUCUCGUCUCGAUCUGUAUAUGUUGACUUUUCAAAUUACAUGCUUAUUGUUUAGUGCCUUCAAAGAAUCAAUCUCCCGUAAUCUGUGAACUAUAUAGUACAAGUUAGUGUCUUUGUCUGUUUGUUAACAUUGCUCGGUACUUCUUUUCCGCUUUUAGUUGAUGGUAUAGUGUGAAAGGAUAUAGUACACCCGAUGAUAUUCACUAGUUUGGUAUAAUAUUUUGCUGGACAAAUGAGAUGCCUUCAUAGACUACAGUGGCACAUAUCCGUUGCAAUAAAACUGUGCCCCAAAACGCGGAAUUGCGUGAAGCGUUCGUCUGACAUUAAUUGUAACGCGUUAUUUAUCUGAUGAUAGUUUUUAGUAUGGACUAUAGUUAAUAGCUAAAUUAAUAGGGUAAUAUAGGGGCUUUUAUAUUUUGGAAUCCAGAAUGUUCUGUAGACAUUUUAGUUUGGAUUCGUUUAAAUGAAUUUUAAAUAACUAGUUCCUGAAAAUUCGUGUUGAAUUAUUUUUUUUUUUUUCAUUUUUUAAGUAUUUGGAAUUUUAUAUUUUUUAUGUUCUAGCCUUUGUAAAGUUCUGUAUGUUCAUAGCGUAUGUGAAAGUAUGUAGUCUAUCAACGCUUAGCACACGACAGAUGGCGCUGUAAGAUGUUUAUACAUUUUUUUCCUGUUUUGUUAACAUCAUUCGCAUAUGUUGUAUAUCACCAUCCAUUUGUAAUUAUAAUUUUUUAAUAAUUUAAUACUAAAUUGUAGUGGCGUCAAUUUGUGUGUUUAGCUAGAUAGAAAAGAAAGUUAACGAAUCAUUUGUUACCAAAUAGAUUUAUUUAGAUUUUUUUUUUCUUAAUAAAUUACACAUUGCACCGUAAAAUAACUCUAGAUUAAAAAAUUAUAAAUAUUGGCAAAUAUUCUAAAAUUAAUUUCAAGAGAUAAUCGUUAUAUUCUCUCUGGCUUGACAUAUUUGCUGGUUUUUUUUUUAACUGAAUCAACAUUCAAGGCAAUAAAGAAAUGUCCUAAGUAAGAUAUUGUAUUUCUCUUCUAAUACCCGUACAUGAUAUGCGACUGCGAACAAAACAUGUGACUACCAACAAAUGUGACUUAAAAUACUUAAUGUGGCGUUUCUUUCAUGUGCAUUAUGAAAAAUCUUAAAAUACCAGCGGAAUUAAAGCUGUUUUCAUUUGUUCAAA
This is a messenger RNA of Danaus plexippus (monarch butterfly), 2226 nucleotides long. RefSeq names its product elongin-B (gene EloB). Gene Ontology annotation, biological process: transcription elongation by RNA polymerase II. The coding region runs from base 145 to 504 and encodes 119 amino acids. The record is from RefSeq and is a predicted model, not a curated record. Gene Ontology annotation, cellular component: elongin complex; VCB complex. Gene Ontology annotation, molecular function: protein binding. The transcript is spliced from 5 exons. NCBI's taxonomy places the organism in Eukaryota, Metazoa, Arthropoda, Insecta, Lepidoptera, Nymphalidae.